GUGGUUGUAUCUGCUAUUGAUUACUCCUGUCUGCUCGUUCAAUCAAAGCAGGAAGCUGCAGCCUGCGCGGCUAAAGCUAACACACGCCGUGAAUGAACUGGUUCAAAGAUGAACGGAGCGGACUUCCGAGGAGUUUCAGUUCACAAUUUCUCUGAGAAAAUCCCGGAGCAGGUCGUCCACUUCCACGUCAUUAAGUUUGACGGCGGUUUCUUCCUCUGGGUUGGUUCGGCUCCGGUUCUGUCCAACUUAGCGGUCUCUCUGAACAGCAAAUACGAUUCGACGCCGUUAUCUACACUGGUGAUGGGGGACCCGUCUGAUACCACUGCGACUUCUUUAGCACAGGGAUUAGCCAAGAGGACAGAGAAGCAGGUCUUUGUGAGCUACAGUCUUCCCAUGAGCGACUCCAGCUUGAGUCUGUUGGUGGAGGGACGCAU
Molecule: messenger RNA, 434 nt
Organism: Oryzias melastigma (Indian medaka)
Lineage: Eukaryota; Metazoa; Chordata; Actinopteri; Beloniformes; Adrianichthyidae
Gene: psmg4
Product: proteasome (prosome, macropain) assembly chaperone 4
Biological process (GO): proteasome assembly
Source: RefSeq, a predicted model, not a curated record